UGAUGCCCUACAGUAUCAAAUUUCCCCCCUUUAGAAGGAGGAUUCCCUUCUCGUUUUGUGUGAUUCUCUAUAUACCAGCUUCCUUUCUUUGACUACACAGGAGUUCUUCCACUCUGCUCAUUUUCUUUCUUCAAUAGGCCGUUUGAGCUUUUUCAAUCACAGAAGAAGAGAUGGCAGAGGAGAAGAAGCCCCAACCAAUUCCUGGUGUGUGGCCAAAGGUGAAGCCGUUUGUUAAUGGUGGCGCCUCCGGUAUGCUCGCCACCUGCGUCAUCCAGCCCAUUGAUAUGAUCAAGGUUAGGAUUCAGCUAGGUCAGGGAUCUGCGGCUUCGGUGAGUAAGAACAUGUUGAAGAAUGAGGGUCUUGGCGCCUUCUACAAGGGGCUAUCUGCUGGACUACUUAGGCAAGCUACUUACACGACCGCUCGACUGGGAACUUUCAAGAUUUUGACAAAUAAAGCCAUUGAAGCAAAUGAUGGGAAGCCCCUCCCUCUAUAUCAGAAGGCUCUGUGUGGGCUAACCGCUGGUGCUAUUGGAGCAAGUGUUGGUAGUCCAGCUGAUUUAGCACUAAUCCGUAUGCAGGCUGAUGCGACACUACCUGCUGCUCAGCGCAGGAAUUACACAAAUGCCUUCCAUGCUCUCUACCGUAUAGUUGCUGAUGAAGGGUUUUUGGCACUAUGGAAGGGUGCUGGCCCAACUGUUGUGAGAGCAAUGGCGCUGAACAUGGGAAUGCUUGCCUCUUAUGAUCAAAGUGUUGAGCUUUUCAGGGAUUCCCUUGGAUUUGGUGAAGCUGCUACUGUAGUGGGGGCCAGUACUAUUUCUGGAUUCUUUGCUGCAGCUUGCAGUUUGCCCUUUGAUUACGUGAAAACCCAGAUUCAGAAAAUGCAGCCUGAUGCUGAGGGUAAAUAUCCAUACACUGGUUCUUUGGACUGUGCUACGAAAACCCUCAAGGCCGGAGGACCAUUCAAGUUCUACACAGGAUUCCCUGUGUAUUGCGUUAGAAUUGCUCCUCAUGUUAUGAUGACAUGGAUAUUCCUGAACUACAUCCAAAAGGCUGAGAAGAAAAUUGGAUUGUAGUAUACUGAAGGGAUGGAAAUUUCUUCCGGACUCGAGCUCUUAAAAAAAAAUAUUUUGGCGGUGUUGUACUUCUAGAUGGUUGUGGGUGUUUGACUUUGAAGUCAAACACAUUAUUUUAGAGACUCACAGCGAAAUUGACGUAGGUUUUCGCCAUUUAUCCCGUAAUUUUUUGUUGUGCCACCGGAAUGGGGAUAUUAUAAAAUUCCUUUGAUUUUGAGAGCGUUUCAUUUAGAAAUCUGCCUGAACUUGAGAAAGAGAUUGAACCUGAUUAGACCACGCGGUUGAAAUUGAAAAUGUAUUCUGUCGUUUUUCAUAUGAACAUUGUUUUGCUUCCUGAGAGGUUGCUGGGCAGUUCAGCAUGCUCUUUCUUGGUUGAAUUGAUUCUUGAUUUGGCAGGAUGAUGUCCAUACCCAUCCAUUAUU
This is a messenger RNA of Tripterygium wilfordii, 1495 nucleotides long. RefSeq names its product mitochondrial dicarboxylate/tricarboxylate transporter DTC. Gene Ontology annotation, molecular function: oxoglutarate:malate antiporter activity. The transcript has 6 exons. The record is from RefSeq and is a predicted model, not a curated record. The coding region runs from base 171 to 1073 and encodes 300 amino acids. Lineage: Eukaryota; Viridiplantae; Streptophyta; Magnoliopsida; Celastrales; Celastraceae.